GACGGCCCUGAGAGCUGCGUAACGGCUAAAGCACAAGACUUCCUAACACGUGUCUCCGCUCCCCUGCGCGCCUCCUCCUGUCUCAUUUUGCACCGCGCCGCAGCAGCUGCCGCAGCAGCCAUGGGCUCGACCCCCGAUAGCCACGAGAUGAACGGGCUGACCACGGCAAUAGGGAACGGCAACGGCAACGGCGACGCGACGCCUCCAGAGGAGGGUCGAAGACAUUGGCUACGGACAAAUAGGCAAAUUAACAUGAACCACUAUGCCAAUAAGAAGAGCGCAGCCGAAAGUAUGUUGGAUAUUGCUUUGCUCAUGGCCAACGCAUCCCAGCUGAAAGCUGUAAUGGAGCAAGGACCCUCUUUCGGGUUUUAUUUUCCACUGAUUGUUCUCAUCAGCAUCUCACUCAUACUUCAGAUUGGAGUUGGCGUACUCUUAAUAUUCCUUGUUAAAUAUGACCUUAAUAAUCCUGCAAAACACGCCAAACUGGACUUUCUCAAUAACCUUGCCACUGGACUGGUGUUUAUUAUAGUAGUUGUCAAUAUAUUUAUCACUGCUUUUGGAGUUCAGAAGCCGUCUCUUCCAGACCAGAAGGCAUAGGAAGAGACCAACAUUCUGAAGACAGUUUCUGUACUUUGUGCCAGUUUCGCUUGGAUGAAGAAACUCAACAAGCAUGUCUUCCUUUCAGUUGGAUUAUUUACCAGAAAGGCCAUUUUAUAUAACUUCUUGGAAGAAAAAUGAA
This is a messenger RNA of Protobothrops mucrosquamatus (brown spotted pit viper), 739 nucleotides long. It is a transcript of the gene NINJ1, whose product is annotated as ninjurin 1. Bases 121 to 597 code for a protein of 158 amino acids. Gene Ontology annotation, biological process: cell adhesion; tissue regeneration. NCBI's taxonomy places the organism in Eukaryota, Metazoa, Chordata, Lepidosauria, Squamata, Viperidae. The transcript is spliced from 4 exons. The record is from RefSeq and is a predicted model, not a curated record. Gene Ontology annotation, cellular component: membrane.